This is a messenger RNA of Penaeus vannamei (Pacific white shrimp), 469 nucleotides long. The record is from RefSeq and is a predicted model, not a curated record. Lineage: Eukaryota; Metazoa; Arthropoda; Malacostraca; Decapoda; Penaeidae.
UUACCUUUUUUAAGUUGCCAAACGCCCCAGCUACCUGCGCCACUGGUUGCUCAGGAUCAGGCGAGGCUAAUCAACACGGCUUCGUGCAUAAGAAAAAGCCAGGUCCCAGGUCAUCAUGGAAAAAGCAUUUGUUGUAUCCACGACUGUGGCAGUGGUGAGCUCUGGUCUAGCAGCAUGGGCUAUGUACAAGUGGCUUGAUACUCGAGACACUCUUUUAACACAUCUAGACAAAUACAAUGACAUGAAGGAAGUGCAUAGGCAGUUGUUACAUCACUAUGGCAAAUCAAAGAACCUGCCAAAAUUGAGUGAAAUUGUUCCAGGAGAGGCUGACAGGUAUCACCCACAUUUGGCCAAGUUUUGUAGUGACAUGUGUGAGAAGCACAAGGUUUCAAGAGGACGCAUCCUUGAUGUUGGCUGUGGCCUGGUGGCACCUCCUUUCACCUUUCCAAUUAUUUCACAAAAGUUAUAG